This is a messenger RNA of Pyricularia grisea, 3781 nucleotides long. RefSeq lists its product as uncharacterized. The record is from RefSeq and is a predicted model, not a curated record. NCBI's taxonomy places the organism in Eukaryota, Fungi, Ascomycota, Sordariomycetes, Magnaporthales, Pyriculariaceae. The transcript has 4 exons. Gene Ontology annotation, biological process: double-strand break repair; DNA double-strand break attachment to nuclear envelope. Gene Ontology annotation, cellular component: nucleus; Cul8-RING ubiquitin ligase complex. The coding region runs from base 284 to 2830 and encodes 848 amino acids.
UGUCCCGCACCGCGAUCCGCGCCGACAUUCAACCAAAAUUAACCAUUUACAGUUUUGUUUCUUUUCUUCAUCUUGCUAGUUGACUUACUGGCCGUCAUUCUUUACCUGCGGUGCGAUACAAUACGACAAAGUAAUCUAGAAUAUUUCGAACAAGGGACCUCGCCCAGAUCAUUUGGCCACCCGCUCAUCAAAAGAGCUCUCGCUGCAGUGUAGAUAAUUAUUAGACGCAAUCUUCGAUCACCGCCCUGGAAGUCGCCUCGUCUGGCCGGCUUCCAUCUCCAAAAUGGCCGAGCCCGAGUCUACCCUCUUUUCGGGCUGCCGUAUAGCCUUUGUACCUAGUAGUACACUGAAGCCUUCUACAAUAGCGGAUGCUACCAAGAUGGUUCUCAGGAAUGGUGGCGAGGUUCUCGAGCCUCAAUCCAACGGCAAGCUAGCGGUCCACGAAGCAACGCACAUUGUGUCCAAUACGAUCGACUUUGAAGAAUAUACCGCCGCCGGAGAGUAUUUAGUACCUGUUGUCACUUGCAACUGGGUCACCAACAGCUUGAUGAAGCGCAAGCUCGCCGCCUUACGCCCACAUUCACCCGAUCCUCGAUUGAUAUUUCACGCCGUCAAUGUCACCUGCGCAGACCUCCCCCAGACCGACAAGGAGUCCAUCAUAGGCGCAACCAUUGCCCUUGGAGGUACCGAGUCAAAGGAUCUCACCAAAGUAACCACACACAUAUGCGCCCUCUCUUAUGACCACCCCAAGGUUGCCUUGGCUGUUUCUAAGGGUCUGAAGUGCAAGGUGGUGCUGCCUCACUGGUUCGACGACUGCUUUAAACUGGGCAAGCGAAUCGACGAAGGACCUUAUGAACUCCCGGACCCUGAAAUUCUAGAGGCGGGCGAAAGUACAAAGGAUAUUGCCGUUCCAUGUAGUCAACAUCUCGAAGGAGCCACCACAACAAUGCCUACAACCGCCCCGGAAAACACCAAAUCACGACCUGCAUCCGUAUUUAACCACAGGACAAUCAAGCUGUCAGAAGACCUCCCCUUGAACGAGAGAUUUCUGGCUAUCAUCCGUGCCCAUAUCGCCAAGGGAGGUGGCAAAAUCACUGAUGAUGUGGAGGAAUGCGACAUUUAUAUCUGUCACUACCGAGAGGGCAAUGAUUAUAUCCACGCUGCACAAAAGAAGAAACAUGUGGGUAAUAUUGCUUGGUUGCUGUAUCUGAUCACUCACGACGAGUGGACGUCACCGUUGCGACGAUUGCUGCACUACCCAGUCCCGCGGGGUGGUAUACCCGGAUUUGAGGGCUGCAAAAUUACCGUUUCCAACUAUGGCGGCGAGGCUCGAACAUACCUGGAAAACUUGAUCAGGGCUUGUGGUGCCGAGUUUACCAAGACGAUGAAACAAGACAACACUCAUCUGAUUACGGCCCGCAACUCGAGCGAGAAGUGCGAGGCCGCCCUGGACUGGAACGUCACCAUGGUCAAUCACCUAUGGAUCGAGGAAAGCUACGCCAAGUGCGAGAUGCAGCACCCAAGCAACAACAAAAAAUACACGACCUUUCCGCAACGGACAAAUCUUGCUGAGGUUAUUGGCCAGACUUCACUAGACGAGUCCAUACUCCGGGAGGUCUACUACCCAGGAGGCGAGGACAUGGCGUCGGAGGCAGGCUCCGAUACAGCAUCAGGACAUGAGGAUGAGGAGGAAGCGGAGGCUGAGGCGGAGGCUGAGGCGGAAGAAGAAAUCCCUGAAGCCUCCAUGCCAGUACGCGCGAAGCCUGCAACCAAGGGGAAGAAGUCGCCUCUUAGUAAGACCAACAAUAGCAACAGUGCAGCGCUUGCCACGCCGGCACGUGCAAGUCGAAAUGGUGGAUCUGGAAAGGAAAAUGUCACACCGGCGUCACGGCCCAGCACCAGCAGGAGCGCAAAGAGCACAGCGUUGAACAAGCUUCAUGUCCUUGCACCAGAUAUUGCACUAUAUGAGAAGGAGAAGAAGCGAAUGAGCAAUGGACCCUUUGGUGGCAAGCGUGCAGCUUCCGAGCUCGAGAAACAGCAAGCAGAGGCUGCUGAGAAGCAAAAGGAGAAAAAAGAGGCAGCACAAGACGAUGAGGAUGGUGAACGUCCGGCAAAGAGGCAGAGAUCUUCGCGACCACCGGUCCAGUAUCGUAUCUGCCUCACAGGUUGGAGGAGGUGGCUCGCACCCGAUGUGAAGGGUGUCUCACAAGAGGAUAAAGAGAGGCGAAAAUUGCGACAAAUGGGUAUCAAUAUCGUACAAGAAGGACAGCCAUGCGACUACCUGGCGGCGCCACGCGUUGUCCGGACCCAGAAAUUUUUGACCACCCUAGCACGCGGACCGGAGCUUAUAAGCGAUCAGUUCUUGGUGGAUGCCCUGGAAAACGGAGAGCUGCCAAAUGUUGAAGACUAUCCACUCGAGGAUGCCAACUACCCUGACAUACAGAAAUCGGUCGCUCGGGCACGACAGAACAAGGGAAAGCUCCUACGGUCGGUGCCAAUAUACUGCACGGCCGAGGUACCCCAUGGACCUAAUGCGUUCAAAGCGAUCGCCGAGGCCAACGGUGCAAUCUUUAAAAUCUACCGGGCUCGCAGUGGGGUGACGAUCCGACCAACGACGGCUGAGGAAGAUGGAGGGGCGCCACCCGACCCUGUCUAUCUCCUGAGCGGAGACACGGCAGCAGAGAAGUUGCUGUGGCCUAAAUUCGAGCACAUGGCGCGCGAAGGGCACAUGGAGCCACGAAUCGUGGAUCCGGACUGGUUGCUCGACGUGGCAAUGAGGCAAAGGCUAGACUUUGACGAAAAGUUCAUGGUGAGGCUGAGGGACCAAUAGAAUAGAGCCAAGUUCUAUUUCGAGGGUUUGCUGUGUUUGCUUCGUCAUUCUUGGUUGCUUUGUCGAAUUCUGAUGACCAUCAUGAGACAUGUUUUUGUAUUAUUGUACUGAUUUGGGAGCGAUGGAUGGCGUUUGGUAGAGCCAAAGGGCUUUGGUAGAUGGGAUCUCCAGGAACUCUGUUUAUAAUGUUUUGGGCUUCCUUUGGAUUGCUGGAGUCGUUUGGCUUGGAGGAUCCAUAAAUCGACUUGUGAUCUGAUGUCAAGUCAGAGAAUAUGAUGGAUGUUGGUUGGUAGGCUUUGGUCGUGCCUGGUUUGACCCUGGAUAAGAAAAAGUGGAAAGAGAAAAGAAACCAAGAAAAGAAACAAUAAAAACAAGAACUCCAUCGUAACAUAAAAAAAAAAGGACUCAAAAAAACUUGACACCCUGCGAAUCCUCCUGGCCAAAGAUCUGCGCCCUCCCACGCUUGACGAGCACUUGCAGGGCCCUGUGCAGCAUGUCCCCGUCGAUGCCGUGGAUGUCAGUGCCUAGGGUGCCGUCCCCCUCGACGAGCUCGUACAGGGUCAGCACAGAGCCCUUUUGCGCCGUCUCUUCGACCCAGGCCUCGAUCAGCUGCGCCCACUCCUCGGGCGACCGCCAAAAGAUCCACGCCACGUCUCCUCCCCCCUGCUGGGUGCUGGAAGCUCCUCCUCCUCCUCCUCCCCCUCCGCCGCCGGGGCUGCAGUACUCGGCCCGGCCCUCCUUGCACAUAAAGUCGAUGACCUCGCGCACGUCCGAGGGCGACAGUCGCCGGUUCAGGGCUUUGUUGUGGAAGAGCUCGUCGGUCGGUGGCGAGGUUUGGGAUGACGCUUGGGAUUGGACCGGGUCUGUGCUGCUGCUGCUGCUGCUGCUGGUGGUGGUCAAGGGUAGCUUGAAGAUGCGGUGGUGUCGGCAGUAGCUCAGCACCAGAGCCGA